Messenger RNA from Exophiala spinifera, 1743 nucleotides. RefSeq lists its product as uncharacterized. Gene Ontology annotation, cellular component: anaphase-promoting complex. The record is from RefSeq and is a predicted model, not a curated record. The transcript is spliced from 2 exons. Bases 1 to 1743 code for a protein of 580 amino acids. Gene Ontology annotation, molecular function: protein binding; ubiquitin ligase activator activity; anaphase-promoting complex binding. Lineage: Eukaryota; Fungi; Ascomycota; Eurotiomycetes; Chaetothyriales; Herpotrichiellaceae. Gene Ontology annotation, biological process: positive regulation of anaphase-promoting complex-dependent catabolic process; positive regulation of ubiquitin protein ligase activity; anaphase-promoting complex-dependent catabolic process.
AUGGCCGACGAUGCUGCAACUCUUGCACCCGUUGAUCGUCCUCAAACACCUUCUUUACCGACUCCAGUUGGCUCGAAAACACCUCCAACAAUUGCUAGCAAACGGUUUUCGCUUCAAGACAGCAACAUGUCCGCAGUCCAACGAGCGACUGAGGCGAUGGAAGCAGAUGCUUUGAAUCGGAGACUGAAGGAGUUUGAGAAUGCAGGAAGAUCGAGAGACAGAACGCCGGGGAGAAGCCCCAGUCGCAAGAGACAGCGGGUUUAUGGUGAUCGAUUCAUACCAAAUAGAGACGGACAAGAUCUACAAGCCAGCUAUAGUCUCCUCCACGACGAGGGAUCUCCUGCCACACCCUCCCGAUCAAGAAAGAAGACUCCUCAUGGUGAACUGCAUUUUCAGCGAACAGAAGAAGCAAACAGAACAUAUUCAACAGUACUCCGAAAUGAGCUGAUGGGAGACUCCGUACCUCAAGACUUCCGAUCGAUAUCCCCGGACGACCGCUUUGGACGAAGACAGACUCCUCCCGGUCAACCAUCGAUGGCCGCCAUGCCUCCAGCCUCCAUAACCCCCACGACUCCUCACAAGAAUAUGUUCUCAUACAAAUCUCCUCAAAAGGUGAUAGGAUCUGGUCAUCCGACACCUUCCUCAAGAACCGGAAAACAUCCUGGCCUAAUAAAUCUCAACGCAAGAUCCGACCUCUAUUCCAUAUCGCCCAUCAACUACUCCUCACAAUCCAUUCUUCAGACUCCCCGCAAACAACCCCGACCCAUUGCAAAAGUACCCUAUAAAGUGCUGGACGCUCCAGAGCUGGCAGAUGAUUUCUACCUCAAUCUGGUCGAUUGGGGUUCGGCAAAUAUCCUCGGGGUAGGGCUGGGAUCAUGUGUCUACAUGUGGAACAGCACCACGGGUAAGGUCACACAGCUAUGCAAGCUGCCAGACAAUGAUGUGGUGACGUCUGUGGCAUGGAUACAACGAGGGUCGCACCUUGCGGUUGGAACCCACAAAGGAUUCGUUCAGAUAUAUGACGCCGAAAAGUCUCGCAGACUAAGGACGAUGACGGGCCACUCAGCUCGAGUGGGAGCUUUAGCUUGGAACGACCACAUUCUGACGUCUGGAUCAAGAGAUCGGCUGAUAUACCAUCGAGAUGUGCGAAGUCCGGAUCAGUAUCUGAGACGUCUGGCUGGUCACAAACAAGAAGUAUGCGGCCUGCGUUGGAACACCGAAGAUGGACAGCUCGCUUCGGGAGGAAAUGACAACAAAUUGUGUGUGUGGGACAAGCUUUCCGAGACUCCAUUGUACAGAUUUUCGAACCACGUUGCAGCAGUCAAGGCCAUCGCUUGGAGCCCUCAUCAACAUCACCUUCUGGCAUCAGGAGGUGGAACAGCAGAUCGGUCGAUCAAAUUUUGGAACACAUCAACCGGAUCUCUCAUCAAGGAGGUCGAUACAGGAAGCCAGGUCUGCAAUCUGGCCUGGAGCAAGAAUAGUGACGAGAUUGUCAGCACACAUGGGUACAGCCAGAACCAAAUUGUGGUUUGGAAAUAUCCAAAAAUGGAGCAGGUGGUCAGUCUGACCGGACAUACUUUCCGUGUUCUCUAUCUCAGCACAAGUCCAGAUGGCACAACCGUGGUGACAGGUGCUGGAGACGAGACUCUGCGGUUCUGGCGCGUAUUUGGCAAGAAGGGCAACGACGGCCGCAACAGUGAUGGGAUAUCCGGGAAACUCGGUGACUGGGGUGCGAUCCGUUGA